Callithrix jacchus (white-tufted-ear marmoset) is the source of this 3109-nucleotide messenger RNA. The record is from RefSeq and is a predicted model, not a curated record. Lineage: Eukaryota; Metazoa; Chordata; Mammalia; Primates; Cebidae.
GUUGCACAAGGGUGGGGCGUGGACCCCCAUGCUCUGCUUGUUUCAAACAAGCAUCACGUCACCAGGGACAGCCACCCAGAGCUGAGUUCGGUAGAAGCCGAGGGGGUGGUCAGGGUCUUCCUGCUGUCUCUGAAGAUGCCUUCUUGCUUGUCCUUCUCUGCCCCAUGUCCCCUUCUCGCACUUCCUUCCUCUGUGUCCUGGGUUGUGGCCACAUGUUCCAGCAUAUGCCCUUCCACAGACUGUGCCCUGGGCGUGAUGAAAGGUAGGGCUGGGAGAGCAUGAGGUGGGUCCCGGCAUUAAUGAAGCAUUGCCAUGUGGUCCCCACCUGAUUAGGGCCCCACAUCCACCAGUUCACCCUUCAUCCUCUAACAUCCUGUGACUGCCAGUGCCACGUGCCCCCCUCUUCCCUGUGGGGGUGGCCUUAGCAUAGACAAUGGGUCCCCCUUGAGGAUGGCUUUUGACUGCCUGUACCUGAGCCUCGGAGUGAAGGUCCUGGGACUGACCUCAUGACUGGUCUUGAGGUGCACAAGCCAGGGGCCAGGAGCUCCCUCUCCCAGGCAGGGGGUCUUGUGCUGCCUGCCUGUUCCCUAGUCACAUGGUGACAUUCCACCUUCUUCGGUUACUUCUCUGUCAGCACAAGGCAGUCAGAGCAUAUGUGCCUGCCAGCUUCCAUCCUUGGGCUGUAGCUUCAGGGGCCCUGGCAGCAUGUGGGGAGGCCCUGGCCCAUGUGACGCUGCCCGGGAGUGGGUGGGAGGGAAGGCCUCCUGGUGGGAGCUCCUGGCCCAGGGCUUACUCCUUGAGCAGCUAGGUGGGAAGUGGGCAGCUGAGACCCCUUGACGUGGAGGCCUCUCAGAUGGGGUCACUGACCACUGCUCUGCCUUUACCCUUCCCAGGACUUGAGGGGUACCCUGUCCUUUCCUGUGAGUGUGGGCAGAGCUGCCCCCAUGGGUCCAAGCACCUCUGGGGAGCCUCAGAGAGGCUGUGGAUCCUGCUAGACAUGCAGCUCUCUCCACGGCCACUGACUUCAUCAAGCUUUGAAUACAAAGUCAGAUGACCCACAGGCUCCUGGGGCCAGGGAGACCAUGGUCACUUUGUCACAGUAGAUUUAAGAGCCACUCUUGUUAGCCUGAAUGACACAGCACCGAAACCAAGUGCCAGGAAGCAGAUUGUGGCCAUUAGGAGGAGGAGAAAGAGGGUGUUCGCAGUGGCUCUGGCAGGGGUGCAGGGCUGGUUUGGAGGGGAGCCAGGCACCCUAGAGGUGGGAGGCGCCAGUGGUCAUGGGUGUGCUAGCCAGGCAGGGAUGGAGAGGCACCUGGAGGAAGGACAGGGGCUUGGCUGAGCAGAGCGUGGCCAGCCUUGUGGGGGCAGCCUGCAUCCUGGCCUCACUGGUCUCGAAGUGCUCAAGCCAGGGGCCCAGGUCUUUUGGUAUUACUAGGAAGUGAUGGGAACCUGGAGUGGGGUGGUGGUAAACAAGAGGAGACGGUCCUGCACCUCAGCUGCGGAGAGGGACAGCAGUGGCACGAAUAAGCGGGAGAAGCAAUACCAGGCCUACUGGGCCUUCAGGGACCACAGGGAUGGCGUCAUCAGUGCCCGCACCUACUUCUAUGCCAACGAAGCCAAGUGCGACAGCCACAUGGAGACAUUAUUGCGCUGUAUUGAGGCCUCAGGUGCAGCCAGCGACGACGGCUUCUUAGCCAUUAAGCUAACGCUACUGGGGAGACCCCAGUUUCUGCUGCAGUUCUCAGACGUGCUGACCAAGUGGAGAUGCUUCUUUCACCAAAUGGCUGCGGAGCAAGGGCAGGCGGGCCUGGCUGCCAUGGACACCAAGCUGGAGGUGGCAGUGCUGCAGGAAAGCGUCGCAAAGAUGGGCAUCGCAUCCAGGGCUGAGAUUGAGGACUGGUUCACGGCAGAGACCCUGGGAGUGUCUGGCACCGUGGACCUGCUGGACUGGAGCAGCCUCAUCGACAGCAGGACCAAGCUCUGCAAGCACCUGGUGGUCCCUAACACACAGACAGGACAGCUGGAGCCCCUGCUGUCCCGGUUUACUGAGGAGGAGGAGCUGCAGAUGACGAGGAUGCUGCAGCGGAUGGAUGUCCUGGCCAAGAAAGCGACAGAGGUGGGUGUGCGGCUGAUGGUGGACGCCGAGCAGACCUACUUCCAGCCGGCCAUCAGCCGCCUGACGCUAGAGAUGCAGCGCAGGUUCAACGUGGAGAGGCCGCUCAUCUUCAGCACGCACCAGUGCUACCUCAAGGAUGCCUAUGACAAUGUGACCCUGGAUGUGGAGCUGGCUCGCCGUGAGGGCUGGUGUUUUGGGUCCAAGCUGGUGCGGGGUGCAUACAUGGCCCAGGAGCGAGCCCGUGCGGCAGAGAUUGGCUAUCAGGACCCCAUCAACCCCACGUACGAGGCCACCAACGCCAUGUACCACAGGUGCCUGGACCACGUGUUGAAGGAGCUGAAGCACAAUGCCAAGGCCAAGGUGAUGGUGGCCACCCACAACGAGGACUCAGUGCGCUUCACACUGCGCAGGCCAGGCCGGCUACCCCGUGUACAAGUACGUGCCCUACGGCCCAGUGAUGGACGUGCUGCCCUACCUGUCCCGCCGCGCCCUGGAGAACAGCAGCCUCAUGAAGGGCGCCCGUCGGGAGCGGCAGCUGCUGUGGCUGGAGCUCUUGCGGCGGCUCCGAACUGGCAGCUUCUUCCAUCGCCCUGCCUAGCACUCGAGAACCCACCCUUGGCCUCCAGGCACCCCAGUUGUGGCCUCCAGGGACCCUCACCCCUCCAGGCCAUCACCACAGCUGUAGCCAACCCCAUCCUCACACAGAUUCACCUUUUUUCACCCCACCCUUCAGAGCUGCUGGAUGUGGGCCAGGUGCCUCCCAGCCCCGCCCAGGGUGUGGGCCAAAUCUGAUACCUGCCUCAGAAAGCUGCUGGGAACUGUGGGGAAUCCUCGGAUGUGUGGGCCCAAGCCCCUACCUCUGUGACCCGCAUGUCCUUGGACGUAGAGGAUUGUCUGCCUUCUGCCAGGGGCAGCCCACAGAGCUCGAGCCCCCUCAGGGAGCAGUGGCCGGGCUGGGGAGGCCUGUCUGGUCAAUAAAGCACUGUUCCUACA